CGCCUCGGCUCUGUUAUCUUCCGUCCCCCGCCGCCCGAGCAGCGGAUCUCCUCCUCCUCCUCUUCUUCCUCCUCCUCCUCCGGACCUGCUGCAGGAUUUGUUUAAUUCUCAUGAAACUUCCCCACUAGCCCGCGGCGCUCCUCUCAUGGUGUCCCCCCGGAGACUCCCCGGCCUGCACUCGACUUUACGCAAACUAUCGGCCACCGUGCGGCCGUCUUGGAAAUCAUGGCAACGUGGUCGUUGCCUCGGCUCCUGUGCGCGUCUCUGUCGGUCCUCCUGCUGCGUCUGCCGGGGCCCCUCGGGGCAGGGACCCCCGCCGCCAACGGCACGGAUCCGGUGACCGCGGGAUUCUACUCUUCCACCGCCGGGGGCGAGCUCGGUAACGCGGGGAGCGGCGAAACGUCCACUUCGCACUCCGCGGAGAGUCUGUCGGCAUCACAGAGGAACGUCCUGCUCACGCGCACCGCCGCCGAGGGCCGCGCGGCCACAGAACAGCCACAAACCUUCACAGAAGCGGGCAGCCGGUCACUAGGGGACAUUAUUCAUUCUACCGAGCCGCUCGCCUCCGCCCUCGUUGUAGCCACGACGGAGACCAGCAGCAGCAGCAGCAGCAGCAGCAGGGACUGGGAGGACAUCUCCGUCACGGACCAGGCGUCCGGCGCCUCUCCGGCUGUGUCCCAGGAGGACCGACUCCCCCGGGACGGCCCAGUCACCAUCCUCCAACCGGGGGGGGCCUCCGCCCGCGCCGAGCUGCCGCACACCGGCCGCACUUACACCUCCACCGCCGUCAGCCGCGCCGGGGAGAGGACGCUGCUUUCCGUCACCUCCUCCUCCAGCAACGGCACCUCCUCCGCCUCGACGCAGGACUCCAGCUCCCGUCAGCCCCCCUCCACCUGGGGGGUUUCUGCUCGGGUUACAGACACCGAGGGCUACACCCACAGCGCCCCGUCCACCAGGACCGACGGUCGGGACACGACGGACGAACUAGUGACCCGCUCCUCUCACGGGUCGUAUCCCGAGACGGGGAGCGCGGCGGGGGUGUCGGGAGGAACCCAAAGUUUAACCGGACAACUCAACGCCACCCGUCGUCAAUUCGCCUCGACGUCGGGGGAGGCCUCCGACUCGCCGCCGCCGCCUCCUCCCCUCGGGGUGACCGAGCCCGGCGCCGGUCCACCGGGAGGGUCGGCCUCCUCACCCGCUCCCACCGCUACGUCUCCGGCGCCAGGCCCCACCGACCCCUCAGGGACGGCGCAGGGGUCGGGCUUCGGCGUUACGGCCUCCCCCGAGCCCUCCUCCACCGGAGCUCACAGAUCCAGCUCUCAGGUCCAGGAGGCUACGGAGGGGGUUCCAUCCCAAACCAGGGAGGACAGCGCGGGCUCGGGCCUGACCGCCGCGCCGCCAACCACCACCACCAGCAGCAGCACCAGCACCAGCAGCAGCAGCAGCGGCGCUGCUUCUGGAGACUCUCGGACGGACAUGCCGCUGGUUUCUGAGGUCUCCCCCACCCCCACACCUGUCGGUGUGACCGAGAGAUCACAGAUGACGGAGGAAGACACUUUCAAAGCCUUGGCGUCCACCAUCGUCCCCACCACCGCUCCCGUCCCACCCUCAACCUUGUCCUCCCCGUGCAGCAGCUCCGCCAGCGGUACCACCCCGGGGCCAGCUAUGGGAGCCACAACCGCCCGCACCCCGCCAUCCACCCCGCCAUCCACCCCGCCAUCCACCCCGGCGCCUCUGACCUCCGCGGCGCGGCCGACCCCCGGCGCGUCAACCCGCCAAACUCGGGAGGACGAUCCCACCGGCGCCACCACCCGGCGGGCGGAAACGAGCACAGGCGCACCGGGAUUCGCCACCACUCUCGGCCAGCACGUCACUGCCGCCGCCUCCACCACUGCCUCCGCCUCCACCUCCGCCUCUGCCUCCACCUCCACCCGCGGCGCCCCAACCACGGAAACGGCGCCUGCACAGACCACGGGGAGACAGGCGGACAGGAGAAGCACAGAGGCUGCGGGGACGACGUCACUCAUCGUGCCACCGACACCCCCGAGCAACCCUUGCGUGUCGAACCCCUGCAUGAACGGAGGGAUGUGUGUGAGCUAUAAAGGCCAUCGAUUCAUCUGCCACUGUCAGCAGGCUUGGACAGGACCGACCUGCAUCCAGGAUGUGGAUGAGUGUGAGAGGGACCCUUGCCCCGUCGGCUCCAGGUGUGUCAACACACGAGGCUCCUUUAGCUGUGAAUGUCCGAUCGGGUUCGACCUGGAGGAUGGACGCACCUGCACUAGAGCAAAGGCGUUCCUGGGAACGUUCAGCGUCAACAGACUGCCACAUGACCCUGUUAUCAAGAGUUUCAAGAGUGAAACCAUGCAUGAGAUGCAGAGAGAGAUCAUCCAGCUGCUCAACGCCUCGUUGUCCGUCCUCCGAGGAUACAGCCGCUCGACGCUGAGUAAGAAAGGGGAGGACGGAGUUCGUAUCUCGGCUGUCAACAUGUUUUCCAUUACCGCCGAUGUGACGGGCGCGGAGGUCUACAACAGCAUCCAGAUGUCUCUCGGCAACUGCAGCUCCUCGUUGGCUCACUGCCGGAUGGUCCUGCUCCACCAGCUCAGUUACCACGUGGAAAGUCUGUGCGUCGCCCAGAAGACGCCGUGUGACACGGAGCGCUCCACCUGCACGGACAACAGCGGCACCGCCAACUGCCAGUGUCUCCAGGGUUACUACAAACACAACCCUGACGACCUGUCCUGCUUAGAUUGCGGAGAUGGCUACAAGCUGGAAAAUGGAACCUGUCAUCCGUGCGUGUUUGGAUUUGGAGGAUUUAACUGUGGAAACUUUUACAAGCUGAUUGCAAUCGUGGUGUCGCCUGCGGGAGGCGCUCUGGUCCUCAUCCUCGUUAUUGCUCUCAUUGUCACCUGUUGCAAGAAAAACAAGAACGACCUCAACAAGAUCAUCUUUAAAAGCGGAGACCUUCAGAUGUCCCCAUACGCCGACUUCCCCAAAAAUAACCGCAUCUCCACGGAGUGGGGCAGGGAGACCAUAGAGAUGCAAGAGAACGGCAGCACCAAGAACCUGCUGCAGAUGACUGACAUUUACUACUCUCCUGCGCUGCGUAACUCGGACCUUGACAGGAACGGCCUGUAUCCCUUCACGGGCCUGCCGGGUUCCCGCCACUCGUGCAUCUACCCGGCCCAGUGGAACCCCUCCUUCAUCAGCGACGAUUCACGGAGACGGGACUACUUCUGACCGCCUCCAGCACACGAAAAACAGAAGAAGUAAAAAAAAGAAAAAAACUUCUCUCAUACUGUAAAACGUGACGUUGAAGGUUUUGUGCCGCAGCGAGAGCCCGUCUGAUCGCCUGCAGGGUUGCACACUAACUAUGUAAAUGCAGGUGUCUCUGUGUGCGUGUGUUUUUUUUUUUUUUUGCAAGUAAAAUGUUGCUUGAGAGUGUCAGUGUGCGCCCAAUGCCAGUGUUUUUGAAUGAUUUAGCUCAUUUAACUCACACGUUACAUCGCUGCUGUUUUGUUUAAAGGCGUAAUGUGUUUUUCCUGCCUCACAAAGCGGCUGCCGUGAGAUCAAAAAAAACAAUUUGCAACGUGCUCCAGGUCGAUGAUCCGUGAGGGCGGACAAUAAUAUCUUUGUUGCCGCCCGGUAACACGAUGCAGGUCGGAGCAGAAUGAUUAUUCAAAGCAGGUAUGGGGCUCACUGCGUUCACAGGCAGGAAUGGGAAUUAUUGAGGGAUGUCAAAGGAAAACAAACAAACAAAAUAGCACCCAUGUAAAGUGUAUGUGAGGUUCAGCAAAUGGAACAUGCAAAAACACUGAUCUGAACCUUCAAGUGCUGAGUUAUGAAAAUGUGUGUCGCCACUGCUGUGAUUUAUAAGAAUUCGGCCUCUUUUUAGAUAAUAGAAAGAUUUCGUUUUGGUGAAGUAAGGCGAUAACAAACCACUGAUGAAGAAGCCUGAAUUCUGAAGCCGACAUGUAUUUGUUCCCUCUUUGUCCAGGUCCAUCACGUGUAUCAUUAUGGACACCUUGUGUACACACUGACUAGAUUAGCGUGCGUGUGUGUGUGCGUUAGAGAGAGAGUGAGAGAGAGUGUGUGUGUGUGUGUGUGUGUCUUUAGCAUUGGUGUUUAUGAGGUUUGUGUAUAUGUGAGAAGUAAUUAACUACCAGAAGGAUUAUCUGUCAUUGACUGUAACGAAUGUAUUAUAGUCUGUAUCAUAAUUAGUUUGCUAUUUCUGACAUGGAGUGUUAUUUUUAUGUGAGUGUUUCUGUCUUUGUGUUCAUGUUUCUGUCUAUUGUUUCUGGCGUUUUAGUCAGAUGUGCUUAUUUAAAUAAACAUUUUGCACAGUAGUUAUUCUCACUUCAUUCUAGUUUUUUUCAUGUUUGUUCUUGUUUCAUAUUUAGAUUAUUUAAGUUUGAUUUGAAAUGUAUUCAGGUUCAAAUAGAUUGAAAGUGGAUGUUGAGUCAGAAGGUAUGGAAGAAAGUGUAAAGAGAAAGGUGUGUUCAUAGAUGCAUACUAAGGACUUUAAAUAAGCUUAUUGUGGCCUUGAAGGCUUCAAUUCUGACCAUUCUUGUAUAUUUUAUAUUAAAAUGUGUAUUUUAUUUGAUCUGUCUUCUGUUCACUAAAAGUACUAUACUACACAUUUAUAUCAUCCCUAGGGGCAUUUCAAAUAAUCAUGAUGUAAAAAAUGCUAAUGACAUGGAAUAGAACAUGCAUUUCUGUAGGAUUUGCAGGAAUUUCUAUAUUUCAAUUGAAAUGGGAUGAAUAUACGUCCAUUUUGCCACAGCUGAAGAACCUCAAAAGCACGAAAGGAAGAAGACCCUGAUUUGGAAACAACAGUCAAAGUGAAGACACACGUGCACAUCUCCAGAAAAGCACAGAGGAGUCAGGUGCUCACAGAACAAUUAACCUGUGGCCUUAACAUUUUCACUAAUUG
Messenger RNA from Pungitius pungitius (ninespine stickleback), 4930 nucleotides. RefSeq names its product heart development protein with EGF-like domains 1 (gene heg1). The record is from RefSeq and is a predicted model, not a curated record. The transcript is spliced from 14 exons. NCBI's taxonomy places the organism in Eukaryota, Metazoa, Chordata, Actinopteri, Perciformes, Gasterosteidae. Gene Ontology annotation, biological process: heart development. The coding region runs from base 226 to 3237 and encodes 1003 amino acids. Gene Ontology annotation, molecular function: calcium ion binding.